UCUCUCUCUCGUAUUUACGGAGACAGAGAUUUCGACAGACAUUCAAAUCGAGAGAAACUCGUCGGAGGCGAAGGCACUCCAACAACUCUUUUCUCUUCCAGAGUCGACCAUAUCAAUUAUCAUGAUAGCUGAGAAUUUGGACCAACUGCGGCGCUAGCGUCGAAUCUUCCUUCUUGCCUCUUAAUUAAGUUUUCAACUUGGUUCUUUUAUUAUAAGGCUUAUGUUAUCGAGCCAGCCCCUUUAGUAGUCACCACGGAAGGUUGAGAGUGACCCCGCAGAGACUUCUCUAAGUUGCUGCUCCGGCCGGAAACAAUGGGCGCAGGUGGCCGCAUGCCCGUUUCUCCUGGGACGAAGAACUUGGAACGGAAUGUCAUAUCGCGAGUUCCCCACUCAAAGCCUCCAUUCACCCUCGGCGAUGUGAAGAAGGCCAUCCCACCCCAUUGUUUCAAGCGCUCCGUAAUCCGCUCCUUCUCCUACGUUCUCUACGACCUCGCCAUAGCCUCCCUCUUCUUCUACCUGGCCACCACCUACAUCUCCAUCCUUCCUCGCCCCCUCUCCUACCUCGCGUGGCCCCUCUACUGGAUAUGUCAGGGCUGCAUCCUCACCGGUGUCUGGGUCGUGGCCCACGAAUGCGGCCACCACGCCUUCAGCGACUACCAAUGGCUCGACGACACCGUCGGCCUCAUCCUCCACUCCGUCCUCCUUGUCCCUUACUUCUCCUGGAAAUACAGCCACCGCCGCCACCACUCCAACACCGGUUCCCUCGAGCGCGAUGAGGUGUUCGUUCCAAAGCUCAAGUCUGGAAUGGGGUGGCACGCCAAAUACCUCAAUAACCCGCCCGGCAGGCUUCUCACAGUCUUCAUCACGCUUACCCUUGGAUGGCCAUUGUACCUCCUGUUCAACGUCUCCGGCCGUCACUACGACCGGUUUGCAUGCCACUUUGAUCCGUACGGCCCCAUUUACUCCGACCGCGAGCGACUACAGAUCUACAUUUCAGAUGCCGGCGUUCUCGCCGUUUUCUGUGGCCUUUGCCGUCUGGCUGCAGUCAAAGGACUAACUUGGGUGGUGUGUUUAUAUGGCGGUCCGUUGAUGGUGGUGAACGGGUUUCUUGUGUUGAUCACCUGGCUGCAGCACACCCACCCGGCAUUGCCACACUACGAUUCCUUGGAAUGGGACUGGUUCAGAGGAGCUCUAUCGACAGUCGACAGGAGCUACGGAAUUCUGGACAAGGUGUUCCAUAACAUUACGGAUACUCAUGUGGCUCACCAUUUGUUCUCAACAAUGCCGCAUUACCAUGCGACGGAAGCAACAAAGGCGAUCAGGCCGAUUCUGGGAGAAUACUACCAGUUCGACAGGACGCCCGUUGUGAAGGCGAUAUGGAGGGAGGCAAGGGAGUGCAUUUACGUUGAGGCAGAUGAAAGCGAGCCUGGUAAAAGGGUGGGUGUGUUCUGGUACAAAAACAAGCUGUGAAAGCCGAAAUUGCAUGGCGAAUACAGGUGGUGGUCUAAGGACUUAGUUCUCUCCUUAUUGAGUGAUAAAUUUAAUUAGACUUCGCAUGUAUUGUUUCGAAUUGGACUUACAUUAUGUUUAGGUACAUUAGCCGGGUUGAGCUAAUUUCAUGCAGCCCGGCUGUAUAAGCUGAAUCGCCCGAGGGAAAGCUGGUUUCUUUCAGUGAAGACCGUAAACCAACUGGAAAUUAAUCAUCCCUGGUUUAGAUGUUGAAGCCUAGUGGUAACUUGUUAGUCUGAAUUUGAAGAUCGAAAACCCAUGCAAGUAAAUUGAUGGUGCCUUAAUGAAGAAGUUUAUGAGUUGGGGUUUGCUGGGAUU
Molecule: messenger RNA, 1827 nt
Organism: Diospyros lotus (date-plum)
Lineage: Eukaryota; Viridiplantae; Streptophyta; Magnoliopsida; Ericales; Ebenaceae
Product: delta(12)-fatty-acid desaturase FAD2-like
Exons: 4
Coding region: 313-1470 (385 amino acids)
Biological process (GO): lipid metabolic process
Molecular function (GO): oxidoreductase activity, acting on paired donors, with oxidation of a pair of donors resulting in the reduction of molecular oxygen to two molecules of water
Source: RefSeq, a predicted model, not a curated record